CGCGGGGGCUGCUGGGAACGGAAGUGUCCCCGGUCACCUUAACCCCGCUGCCGGUGGCGUUCCUGCAACCCCUAACAGUCCGUGGCCGCGAGCUUUCGGCGGAGAUGUGGUUCGAAAUUCUUCCGGGCCUGGCCGUAAUGGGCGUGUGUCUGACGAUCCCGGGAGUGAGCACCACGAUCAUCCAAAAGUACAGCAAUGGGGGCAAGGAAAAGAGAAUUGCCCGUAAUCGAUACCAGUGGAAUCUACUGGAAAGGGACAGGCGGAUCUCUGGAUUCAAUCGUUAUUAUGAGGCCAAGGGGUUGGAGAAUAUAAAUGAGGACGCGUGAGCAGAUGCAUGAUGCCCAUCUUCAUGAUUGCAGAACACUUAUACAAUAUGUUGUCUGGUGCCCAUUAAAGACAAAACAACUACCCAGA
Dromiciops gliroides (monito del monte) is the source of this 414-nucleotide messenger RNA. RefSeq names its product NADH:ubiquinone oxidoreductase subunit A1 (gene NDUFA1). The record is from RefSeq and is a predicted model, not a curated record. Bases 105 to 326 code for a protein of 73 amino acids. The transcript has 3 exons. NCBI's taxonomy places the organism in Eukaryota, Metazoa, Chordata, Mammalia, Microbiotheria, Microbiotheriidae.